Messenger RNA from Clonostachys rhizophaga, 393 nucleotides. The record is from the annotation of a GenBank genome assembly. NCBI's taxonomy places the organism in Eukaryota, Fungi, Ascomycota, Sordariomycetes, Hypocreales, Bionectriaceae.
AUGCCGGCCAAACGGUUGCAGGCAGCUUCUUACUCUGGUGGCGAGAGUGAUACGGAAUGGGUUGCCUUCCAAACCCAGGUGAAGAUUCAAAAAUUGAGAAAAGAAAGAGAUCAACAGAUGGCCGCCGUCAUCAUAGACGCCGAGAACGCAUUGAAGGAGAUAAAGGCUCGAGCAGUGGCCGUCCAUGCUGAGCAGCUCCGGGCAAAGCUCAAAUUCAAGAGCCAGUGUGUGAACAAUAUUUGCCAGAGUUUGGAACGACGACAGGCGAUUGAAGCACAGAUGGUGGGAUUGGUUAAGGACACACACGCGAAGAUAAAAGAGGUGGAAGAUGUGAUUAUGGCUGGCUACGAGGGCAGAGAACUGGAGGCUUCGGCGACUUCAUCUAAAACUUAA